Molecule: messenger RNA, 990 nt
Organism: Danio aesculapii
Lineage: Eukaryota; Metazoa; Chordata; Actinopteri; Cypriniformes; Danionidae
Product: trace amine-associated receptor 13c-like
Exons: 2
Coding region: 1-990 (329 amino acids)
Biological process (GO): G protein-coupled receptor signaling pathway
Cellular component (GO): membrane
Molecular function (GO): trace-amine receptor activity
Source: RefSeq, a predicted model, not a curated record
AUGAGACUGACAAACAUGGACAAUCGAUCAAUCCAUUACUGCUUUCCUAACAACAAUUUGUCUUGUACCAAAAGUAUCCGACCUGAAGUCGAGUACAUCGUGGUGUACAUUUUUGUGGGUGUAACAUCGGUGUUCACCGUGUUUCUGAACUUGUUGGUGAUCAUCUCCAUCUCGCACUUCAAGCAGCUCCACACUCCGACCAAUGUGUUGAUUCUCUCUCUGGCAGUGGCUGAUCUGAUCGCAGGACUGAUUCUCAUGCCGGUGCAGGGAAUGAAACUGAUCGAGCCCUGCUGGUACUUUGGAGAAAUGUUCUGCUCCAUAUUUCCUCUCAUUCUCUAUGUGGUCGUGGUAGCAUCUCUGGGUAACAUGAUCAUCGUCUCUGUGGAUCGGUUCAUUGCAGUGAAUGACCCUUUACGAUAUCCACUGAAGGUCAAUAAUAACAGAGUUGUUGUUUCUAUAGUUGUGAACUGGUCAUUCUCCUUUUUAUAUUCCUUUUAUUUAUUAUACGAGUUUUUACUUCAUCCAGAAACCACCCACACUUGUAUUGGAGAGUGUGUACUUGUUGUUACAUUGGAAAAUCUAAUAAUCGAUGCUUUGGUUUGUUUAAUGGCACCGUGUUGUAUAAUUAUCCCCUUAUAUGUGAAAAUCUGCUAUGUUGCGAAAAGGCAAGCAAAGCAUUUAAAUGCAGUCACAGAAAAAAAGGCCAAGUCUGAAAAAAAAGCAGCAAGAACCUUGGGGAUCGUGGUGCUUGUUUAUCUUCUGUUCUGGACACCCUAUUACAUAGUGACGCUUUCUUUUGGGCAUGAUGAAAAUGAUGCGCUAAUAAUUAAUGUAAUGUACUGGUUGCUAUGCAUGAAUUCCUGCAUGAAUCCCCUCAUUUAUGCCAUGUUUUAUCAGUGGUUUAGAGUGUCAGCAAAAUAUAUAUUGACUCUGAAAAUAUUUGAACCUUCAUCCAAAUUCUUAAACUUGUUCCCAGAAGCACACAUGUAA